UGGUGGUCAAAGCUCGGGGAGGCGACUGAGUCGCUGCAAAAAUUAACGGGAAACUUUGCGUCGGCGGGCAGCCGCGGAGCCAGCGGCCGGGGGUCGGUGCUCGGCGGCCGCGGGCUGGAGAGUCCGGCCUCACCGGGACAGAGGCUCCGUGUCCCCGCUGCGUCUCUGCACAAGGGGGUGUGAAGUGGACGACGUGCUGAGUUUCUACCAACAUGGUUCCAAGAUGAGCGAGCAGUCGUUGGACCUCUGGUUCUGUGAGGAGUGCCAGGACUAUUUCCAGAAGGAGUGUCCGUCCCACGGGCCCCCGCUGUUUGUCCCCGAUACACCUGCGGCCCCGGGGUCAGCCAACAGGGCGGCGCUCACCGUCCCGUCGGGCCUGGAGGUCUUCACCGAGGGGGACGAGGUGGAUGUUCGCUGCGUGGAUCCAAACAUCCCCAAGGGGGCGGUGUUCGGUCCGUACGAGGGAGAGCUGGUCUCCAAGGACAAGUCCUCCGGCUUCUUUUCCUGGAUCAUCGUUGAUUUUAACAACACGUAUCAAUCCAUCGACGGCAGCGAUGAAACCAAAGCCAACUGGAUGAGGUUUGUCAGGACCUCGUCGGAGGAGAGCGACAGGAACUUGACAGCGUUUCAACACCAUAAAAGCAUCUACUUCAGAGUGUGUCGGACACUGGUGGCGGGAGAGAAACUGAGGGUCUGGUACAGCGACAACUACAUCCAAAGAAUUCACUGCGUCUCUCAGGAGAGCAUCGACCGCAACCUGGACACAGGUGAGCUGGACACAGAUAUUGGGAAGCCCAACAUUCAGACGGACUUUAAAUCUCCGUGUCUGCAGUCAGCUCUGCAGGGCAAACCCAGCCCCAGUAAACAACCCAGCGAAGAACCAGACGGUCAGCCUCCUGCCAAGAGGAAGAAGAUCGACCUCAUCUUCAAAGAUGUCCUGGAGGCUUCUCUAGAGAACUUCAGCAAGUCCAGGUCCCAGUCUUCCCUCCCCAGUGAGUGUAAAAUAGCAGUUCUUGGGUCUGGGUCUCAUUCUGCUGAAAGCUGCUUUAACGUUCCUGACCUGAAGGUGGAAGAGAAAGAGGAGAACCAGAGCAGCGAAGAGCCCUCCACCUCCUUCUGCCCCAACUGCGUCAGACUGAAGAGAAGGAUCCUGGAGCUGGAGGAGGAGCUGUCUCGUCUCAGAGGAGAACAGGCGCACGUGGUCGGUCCACCAAUGUCUGAACAGACCCUGGCCCAGCACGAUCAGGCCCCGCCCCACCCUGAGCAAGGCCCCAUUGAAGAUUUUCAAGGGAUGGAGCCUUUGACUCCCACACAGGUGGGUCUUGACGAAGAAGACCAGGAUGUGGACUCAGCCGAUGAGUCGAUUGCUGCAGAUCUCGUGAUUUCUCCAGAGGAUCCAUCAAAGCUUUCUACUGGAGGAGGCAGGCGGAUUCGCCGCUUCAAGCAGGAGUGGCUGAAAAAGUUCUGGUUUCUUCGAUACUCACCAACCCUCAAUGAGAUGUGGUGCCACGUCUGCCGCCAGUACACCGUCCAGUCAUCUCGAACGUCUGCCUUUAUCAUUGGCUCCAAGCAGUUCAAGAUCCACACCAUCAAGCUCCACAGCCAGAGUAACCUCCAUAAGAAGUGUCUGCAGCUGUAUAAGCUGCGCAUGCAUCCAGAAAAGACAGAGGAGAUGUGCAAGAACAUGAUGCUGCUCUUCAACGCAGCAUACCACUUGGCCCUGGAGGGUCGUCCCUUCUCUGACCUGCGUCCACUGGCAGAGCUUCUGAAGAGGUGUGAGCUCAAAGUGGUGGACCAGUACAUGAAUGAAGGAGACUGUCAGAUCCUCAUCCACCACAUUGCACGUGCUUUAAAAGAAGACCUGGCUGAGAAGAUGCGCCUGUCCCCCUUCUUAAGUGUCAUAAUGGAUGCCCAAAAUGAUGAUCUUUUCUCAGACAUGGUGGCAGUCUAUGUCCAGUUCCUUACCAAUGAGGGCUCUCCAAACACAGAGUUCCUGUCCUUGCAGAGACUGAGCAUGGCCAAUGUUGAUGGGUAUCUCCAGGCUAUGGAUCGUGCUUUCGGUGUCCUAGGCCUCAGAUUUCAGGACUUGCUGGUGGUGGGUCUUGGGGUAGACGGCACCAACAUCUCUUCAGGAAUGAGAGCCAACCUGUACAUUGCUGUACAAAAGACUUUUCCUUGGAUCCUCUGCCUUCCUAUUAUGAUCCAUCGGCCCCAUCUGGAGGUGCUGGAUGCCAUCAGUGGGAAGGAGCUCUCCUGCCUGGAGGAUCUGGAAAACAACCUCAAGCAGCUCCUCAGUUUCUACCGCUACUCCCCUCGCAUGAUGGCUGAACUGAGAUCCACUGCGCCAACACUGUCAGAGGAGACUGAGUUCCUAGGAGACAUCAGAGCCAUUCGAUGGAUUAUAGGAGAACCAAAUGUCCUUAACGCACUCAUCAAAGAUUACCUGGAGGUAGUGGCCCAUCUUAAAGAGAUCAGCAGCCAGACGCAGAGGGCUGAUGCUGCAGCCAUCGCCCUCACCCUCCUCCAGUUCCUCAUGGACUAUCAGUCAGUAAAGCUCAUUUACUUCCUUCUGGACAUCAUAGCUGUUCUCUCACGAUUAGCCUUCACUUUCCAGGGAGAGUACCUGCUGGUGUCACAGGUGGAAGCCAAGAUAGAGGAGGCCAUUCUGGAGAUUGGCCAGUUGGUGGACUGCCCCGGAGAGUAUCUGCAAGAGUUUGAAGAAAGUUUCCGGGAAAGUUUCAACGGAGUUGCUCUGAAGAACCUGCGUGUUGCAGAGUCCAAGUUUCAGUCCAUCCGAGAAAAGAUCUGCAGCAGGAGCCAGGGCAUUCUGUCUCAGAGGCUAGACUUGCAGAGCCGUUCAUUUGCCAAAGCCUGCAAAGUCCUGGACCUGUCCACCUGGCCUCACAACCGAGAGGACUUACAAGCUUUCGGGGAAGAAGAAAUCCAAAUGAUAUUCAACCAUUUGGAGUCCAUUUCCUCCAUGGGUCAGGAGGGUUCCCAGGUCAGGACAGAGGCCAGGGUUAGCCUGGUGGUGGAGUGGAAGGAUCUGAAAGCAGACUACUACAGUAUGAAUGGUUUUAAAGAGGUCAUUAGUCACAUCUGCAGGUACAAGCAGCGUUUUCCUCUCUUGAAUCGGAUUGUACAGGUCGUCAGGGUCCAGCCCAGUUCCACAGCCUGCUGUGACAAAGGUCGAGUGUCUCUACAGAAGAUGUGUAAGAACAAUCGUUCCCGGCUGACUCUGGAGCAGAUGAAUGACCUGCUGACUGUGGCAGUUAACGGACCGCCCAUCUCUAACUUUGAUGGGAAGCGAGCGUUGGACAGCUGGUUUGAGGAGAAGUCUGGCAGCAGUUACUCUCUGUCGGCUGAGGUGUUGAACAGGAUGUCAUCUGCUGAUCCGAAGUCUGUCUUGCACAGCGUUGACGUCAACACAGAGUUCUACCCUGACAUUUAACAGGGAUACCCAGUGAUGCAGUGCUACAGUAAAAUAAUACUACAACACCACACCAAUACUAACAAAGUGAGGCAGUCUUGCUCCUUGAUGCCAGUGAUUUCCAACCCGAGGUACUUGUGCCACACAGGCCACAUGUGCAGUCACCAGAGGGCACAUGGACAGAUUACGAAGCUCGGCUAAUUCUAACAUGAUUUUAUAAUAUCCACAAAUUUGUGUUAAGAAAAAAAUAUACAAAUAUCUCACAAAUACGAUUAUUUACAAAAUCUGAAGUUCUUGUCCCAAUAACUUACCUGCUAUGGUAGUUACAAAUUAGUUUUCCACCAACCUGAAUCAGUUAGAAAAGCGGACCACAAAGAGCUGAAAGUACACAAACUGUAAAUUGUUGAAAUAUGCAGUUUCUGUUUUUUCAUAUGGCAUCAGGUCAGGUGCAAACUUGACCAUAACUACUAAAAAAAAAGAAAAAGACUAAGCCUCACCAAGCAGUUAUUGUGAGUCUAGAUUCACACACAGCAGUGUUUCCUCUAAAACACUAUUGAACUGCACCAUGAAGCCAUCCCAUCUAUCAAAGGGGCACUAAACCCACCUGAGAGGGCUUUGGGGUACUUUAGACAAAAAAGGUGGAGCUGCUGUUCUCCACCACUGGUCAAAAGUCUUUCCAAAAGAACUCUCCUUUCAGCUGGAAGUAUGGAUUGAUGCAUCGGUUGAUUGAUUGAUUGGUGGAUGGAUUGAUUAAUGACAGAACGGACCAAUUUGGGCAAAGCUCACAGCAUCAGGGCCCCCUGGGCUUCACUCAUGGAUGUCGCUAAAAGAGAGACAGAACAACUACAAAGAGACGCAAAACAUCUCCAGAGACACAGAACGGCCACAAAGAGACACAAAACAUCCACCAAUAAGUGCAGCUACAGACGAGUGAGCAGCGGUGCUGUAGCUGCUGUGCUUUGACAGUGUGUCCACUGUGUCGUAAUCCGUCCAUGUUCAGCUUCAUAUUGUGCUGAAAUCUUCCUUCUCUGACUGACUGACUUCUCUCACUGAUGAGUAUUGUCAAACCGGGGGCUACUGAGUGGUCCUGCACUUGCUAUAUGUAAUAAUAAAGCACUUGUUGCCGAAUAAAAGUCACUUAUUCGGCGGGAACAAUCAGUUAGUGUCAAACUAAACGUCUGAGCUAUUGAGCCGCUCUCUGCUUCAGCGCCUUUGCCGAUGGGCUUUUCAGUCAUGUAGUGCCUGACAGAAAUGAAACAGCUAGAGUGUAAGGAUGUAUAAAGGCUUUAUAUUUCUAUUAGAAAUGCAGACAACCGUGCUUCACACUGUAUAUAUGUUGUAUAAACUGUAUAUAUUGUAAAUGCUUUUGAGCCAGUUUUUAAGGAGAGUAUUUUUCUCUGGAAUUUGAUGAUUGUGCCAAAAUAAUCGAAUGCAAGAACCGAAGCUAAAGGUGCUAUCCUGCUAUGCCAUACUGUACUUCGCCAUAUUUGUUUAGAUGUUUACUGCUGCAAAUUAUAUAUCUGAAUCUGAUAUUUUUCACUGCUGCAUCAGCUUCAUGUUUCGGUGUUUCCAGCAGGGUGACUUCAGUCUUGGCCAAAGCUCAGACUUAAAAUAAUUAAAAUAAGUUUUAAAAGCUGCAUGAUAAUAGUAAACUGUUGCUUUUAGUGCACAUUUAGGUCGUAUUUUAUCAUUGUUAUUAAGAUGAGCUGAGACAGAAUGAUCUCUUUGUGUCCUGAAGUUAAAGGAAUAUUUAGACAUUUUGGGAAAUCAGCCUCUUCACUUUCUGAUGCAGAGUUAGAUAAGAAAAUCUCUGAUGUCUGCGCCGUGACGUAGGAUGUGGAAAUAAUAACGAGCUGCUGAAGAACUGUUCUGCAAACAUGACGACGGAAGCCGCCAUCGCAGACCGUUACAGUGAUACAGUGAUGCGGUCGAUCGGUGAGGGUGGCUCAUGUUAAAAUGUGACUAUAAGACCUCUGGCCAAGGGGCAACCUUCUUGGAACAAAUCAGAAUAACAGGACUUGUGUUGUUCUUCCCACUCUGCAGACAUGGCAUGAAUGCAGCUUUAGUGCGGACAUAGAGCUCGGACGCUAUUAGCUUAGCUUAGCGUUAACACUAGAUGCAGGGGGUGUCAGCUAGUUUGGCUCUCACAAAACUCAAAAACAUGCCGUCCAACACUUCUAAAGAUCUGUGAGAGAUAAGCUAAGAUAAGACUUUUUUGAUCCCACGCUGGGGAAAUUCACUUUUUACAACAGCAGGAAUAAAAAAUAGAGGAAAGAAGAAACAGGCAAUAAAAAAGUCCAAAAAUGAACACUGUGUACCCACCAGUUGGGCCUUUACAGGAGUUACAUGCUGAAGCUAAGCUAACCCCCUCCUGGCUCUGGCUCCAUACUUCUUAUCAAGCUUUCAGUGAGAAAGUGAAUAGCUGUAUUUCCCUGAAAUGUCAAACUGUUUCGAAGUGUUUGCUGUAUGAUUAGUACACCUUUGUUUUAUUGUGCACAUCUGCAGCGGUCCAUGCAUGCAGGUGUGAAGCUGACCGUAAGGUUUGUGUGCAGGAUGCUGCCUGAGCUGUUGUAGCUGUUUCUGGUUGGAUGUAGUCACACUGAUGAUGGAGCGGCACAGAGCUCCACAGAGCAGAAAGAUCACAUUUCAUUUCAGUCCAAAAACCUUUGACUUCAGAAUGCUGAUGUUUAGUGCUCUGCCUUAUCUGCACGUGUUGGUCUUCUUUAUACCGACGUUUGGCUGAUUGUAAUCUGACUCCAGAGCUGAAUGGAGUUGGCUUUAAGUUGCUCAUGUUGGAUGUUUGCUGAACUGUGAGAUUCUUCACUGCUGGAGAUGAAUUUUGGUUCCACACGAACCAAAAAAAACUUUGUGGUAACCUGAUUUUUCUAUUCACAGUUUUUUUUCUGUUUGAAAUGCUUUAAAAAUACACUU
Messenger RNA from Chelmon rostratus (copperband butterflyfish), 6361 nucleotides. It is a transcript of the gene prdm11, whose product is annotated as PR domain containing 11. Bases 224 to 3451 code for a protein of 1075 amino acids. The record is from RefSeq and is a predicted model, not a curated record. Lineage: Eukaryota; Metazoa; Chordata; Actinopteri; Chaetodontiformes; Chaetodontidae. Gene Ontology annotation, molecular function: protein binding. The transcript has 7 exons.